GCGCGGCAUUGUGGGUCGCAAUGUGAGUGGCGCAGGGUCGGAGUUGCCGCCAUCUUGUCGUCAUUGGUUGGCUGCUGCACGGUGCAGGCCGCAGGUCGGAAUUUACCGGACGAACAGCCGCCGUGUGCAGGUUUACCCACUCCAGUGUCACCGCGGGGACAUGGGCCGCUCGCGCAGCCGCAGUUCGUCCAGGUCGAAGCACGUGAAGAGCAGCAAGCACAACAAGAAGCGGAGCCGGUCCCGGGAGAAAGAGCGGGUCAGGAAACGCUCCAAGUCCCGGGAGAGCAAGAGGAACCGGCGCCGGGAGUCUCGGUCACGGUCUCGGUCUAACACGGCUUCCCGCAGGGAACGGGAGAGGCCAUCUUCCCCGCCGGACAGGAUCGACAUAUUCGGGCGCAAUCUGAGCAAGAGGAGCUCCCUGGACGAGAAGCAGAAGCGGGAGGAUGAGGAGAAGAAGCUGGAGUACGAGAGGCAGCGGCGGAUCAGGCAACAAGAAAUCGAAGAAAAACUCAUCGAGGAAGAAACAGCACGACGUGUGGAAGAAUUGGUUGCCAAGCGUGUAGAGGAAGAAUUGGAGAAAAGGAAAGAUGAAAUAGAAAGAGAGGUUCUGCGCAGAGUCGAGGAAGCUAAACGCAUCAUGGAAAAACAGUUGCUCGAGGAACUCGAGCGACAGAGACAGGCUGAACUAGCUGCCCAGAAAGCCAGAGAGGAAGAAGAACGUUCUAAGCGUGAGGAGCUAGAGCGAAUACUUGAAGAAAAUAACCGUAAAAUUGCUGAUGCACAGGCUAAACUGGCUGAGGAGCAAUUGAAAAUUGUAGAAGAACAAAGAAAAAUCCAUGAGGAACGGAUGAAAUUAGAGCAAGAGAGACAACGUCAGCAGAAAGAAGAGCAAAAAAUUAUUUUGGGCAAGGGAAAGUCAAGACCAAAAUUGUCUUUUUCAUUGAAAAGCCCAGAUUAACAGGGGCCACUGAACAUUUUCUCAUCAAAUCAAGACUAUGUAUGAUAGCUUCAUGUUGAAGUGUAUUUGUUUUUUUUUUUUUAUGUUUGUUUUUUUUUUUUCUCCCCCCAAAGUCUGGACUGGAAUGUCAGUUUGUUAUAAAAGGGGCUGUGCUCUGAAUCCCUUAUUUUUUAUAUAUAAUUUGUUGAAUGAAAUAUGUCAAAUCCUUACCAGAUCACUACCAAGCAUUUCACAAAUUAUGUAUCAUUACCUCUAUAGAAAUCUUAAUACAUUGCUAUGUGGUCUGAUAAGGUUUUAACUGACACGUCUAGUAUAAUUCUCCUCCUUCCCCUCAGACAUGCGGUUUCCUCUAAUCUGAAAUUUUACAAAGCGUUAGGUUGGUGUUUGCAACCAUAAAGUGCCACAGUAUUUUGGAGCUUUGUAGUGUAUUAUAAAAUGUCUUUAUAAUGCUUUUCCACUUGCCCUUGAUGUUCCUGGUACAGGUAAGGAUAUCGGUGAUUAAAAAAAAAAAAAACUCUCCUGGAGUCUCUCUAGUACAGUAUUGUCCGUUAAAAAAAUGUUUUUAAAUACAUUAUUGCAACCCAGCCAGCGCUCAGCUAUGUAAAAAAACACCAAUUUGCUGAAUAAAGUCUUAAGUGCUUCACA
This is a messenger RNA of Pelobates fuscus (common spadefoot toad), 1603 nucleotides long. It is a transcript of the gene ARGLU1, whose product is annotated as arginine and glutamate rich 1. The coding region runs from base 161 to 958 and encodes 265 amino acids. The record is from RefSeq and is a predicted model, not a curated record. Gene Ontology annotation, cellular component: mitochondrion; nucleoplasm. Gene Ontology annotation, molecular function: cadherin binding. NCBI's taxonomy places the organism in Eukaryota, Metazoa, Chordata, Amphibia, Anura, Pelobatidae. The transcript has 4 exons.